AUGUCGGCGUCGCGCACAGCGCGGCGGGGCGGCGCGCGGCAGGAGGAGAGCUCGAGCCGGGAUGCUGGGGGAGGCAGGGGUGGCAGGCGGGGAAGGGGCGCGCGAGGGCGUGGGCAAGGCCGAAGCAGCAGCAGCGCGCGGGGCGCUGGUAGGGGCGGCAGGAUGGACGAUGACGGUCCGGUGACCGCGGAGCAGAUACUGCUGGAGGGGAAGGCGCUGGGAUUGGCGCUUGCGGGCAGAGGUCGGGGGAGAGGCGGAAGCGGAGGGAGGGCGCGGGGCACAAGGGAUGAAGAUGAAGAGGAGGAGGAGGAGAGUGAGGAGGAAAACGAGGAUGAGGAGGAGGAGGAGGAGGAAAGCGAGGAUGAUGAUGAGGAUGAGGAGGAGGAGGAUGAGGAGGUCGAGGAAGAGGAGGAAAAAGAGGAGGAGAAAGAGGAGGAGGAGGAGGAGGAUGAGGAGGAAGAGGUGGAGGAGGAGGAGGAGGAGGAGGAUGAGGAGGAGGAGGAGGAGGGAGAGGGGGAAGAAGAGGAAAAGGAGGAGGAGGAGGGGGAGGAGGACCAUGCCAAGAGAAAAAAGGGCAAGGAUGGCAAGACGGGGCGAGACGAGUGCGGUAUAAGGGAGGCGGCGGGGGAGCUGCAGAACGGGUGUGCGCGUGGCGUGCUUGGUGGUGAGAUGGCGUCGCGUGGCGAGCAUGAUGCUGCUGCUGAGGGGCCGGCUUCCGCCCGUGGGCGCGCAUUGGCAGGCGUAGGCGGGGAUGUGAAGAAGGGGGACGGGCAUGGGGGGGGAGGCGCGGAGGAGGAGGAGGAGCACGAGGCGGAGACUGGAACAGGGGAAGUGAAGGGGCAUGGCGAUUCAGUUGGAAACGCGGAAGAGGGGGGCGAGAAGAAGAGGAUUGGGGGGGGUGGUGUGGGGUUGAGUGGGUAUAGGCGAGGCAGGAGGGGGUCUCAGCCUGUUGCUGGUGGUAGGCGUGAAGCGGAUACACAGCAAGGGGUGGACACUGGGACUUUGACGUGUGCGGAAGUAGAGAGGGAGCAUAGAGAGGAGGAGGAGGAGGAGGAGGAGGAUGAGGAGGAGACUGACUGUGUGGUGCGUCCAAAGGACGGGGCUGGUGGUGGUGGGAAGGCAGUGGUGAGUGCUGUGAAGAUAAAGCUGGGAAGGUUCAGUGCGAGGGAGGAAGAGGAGGAAGAGGGGGGUGUUGUGGGACGUGCGGAUGGGGGGAUGGGUGGCGGCGGUGGUGUGAAGGAGGUUAGUGCGAGGGUGGUUCCAGGAGAGCAGGGUGCUGACAGUGCCACCGCACAUGGUGCUGCUGCUGCUACUAGUGCUGCAGAAGCAGAAGCAGAAGCAGAAGCAGCAGCAGCAGCAGCAGCCCCUGCAGCAGGUGGGCAUGCAAGCGUGAGGGUGCCGAAGCUGUGUGGCUGGAGCGACAUUCUGCAGCGGUCAACGCGGGUGACCCGCGUUGCCAAGGGCAGCAGCAGCAGGCCUCGUGCACUGGGAGCUGUGGCGCGCGCGUGCAGAGGGCCGUGGGAAGCGUAUGAUCUUCCCUCGCCCCGCCCUGCUGCUGCUGCUGAUGGCGCUGUCAGAAUGUCAUUGUUCUCUAGCCUGCAGUGGGGCGCUGCUGGUGAGGAGGAGGGUGCUUGCGCUGGUGGGGUGACUGGAGAGGUGAAACUCGAGGGGGAUGCGGAGGGGUUCGGAGAGGUGAAAAAGGAGGCGACUGCAGAAGGGAGAGGGGAGGCGGAUGGAGAUGCUUUAAGGAAGGAUGGGCAAGAGGAGAAAUCUGCGGUUGAUGGGUGUGGUGAUGGGGACAGAUUAGGAAAGAAGGAUAAGGAAGAUGGGCAAGAGGAUGAGGUGGGCAAGGGACAGUGUGAAGAUGGGAGAGAGAGGGGCAGCGAUGGGGGAAGGAGAAGAGGGAAGGGAGCAGUGGGUGCAAGGUGGAAGAGGGAUGGAGGGGGGGGAAUGGACAGGGGAAGAGGGCGAGGGAGUGGGAGGGGAAGAGGGGGCAGGCAGUGUGGUGGUAGGUGGGGAGCAGGAGGUAGGAGUCUGAUCAAGGAGGAACCGGAGGAGAGUGCGAUGCAGGAAAGGGGGGGUGAGGAGGAUCCGCAUGAGGAAGAGGCAGCGCACGUGAGUGGCAAGGGUGCGGAGGGUGCGGGGGAAGAGAUGCCGACGACUGGUGCAGCGGGGCAGGUCUCGGCUGCUGUGCAAGGUGCUGGGGACGAACGCCUGGAUGCUGCUGCCAUUCGUGUGGAGGAGGAAGAGGCAGGAGGACGCAGGGAGGCCAGCGUGACGCAGGCAGGGGAGAGCUGUGUGGGGGUCUGUGUGGAUGGAGGGAAGGAGAGGGCCCGGGUCGAGGAGUGGGGAGAGGGGCAGGCAAUGCAAGGCGAGGAGGAGUGUGGAGAGCAGGGCGUGGCGAAGGGCGGGGAGCGGCAUCGGGAAGGGCAAGAGAAGGGUUCUUCUGCAGAUCGUGUAACGGAAGCCCCGUCAAGCCCGCGGACUGGUGGCAGCAGGCAGGCGUGCAGGGCCCAUUCGCCAGAAAGACAUGCAGGCGAGUCCCAGGGGGAGAAAGGACCGCACGAGCACAAGGGGGGGGAUUUGAGAAUGGAUCAGGGGCAGCAGCAAAAGGAGAGCAGAGGAGGUGAUGAUAUCAAGGGUAGAGAUGAGGGGCGUGUGCAGGGGCAAGAGUGUGGAGGCCGGUGCAAUGACCCACAGGACCCUCUUGUGAAGGGCUCCGCUGUCACACCCGUGUGCACUGCUCUAGACCUGUUAUGCCCUCCCUCACUCCCCGUAUCUUCUGCUUCUGCCGCUGCUGCUGCUGCUGCUCCUGCUGCUGCCGCUGCUGCCUCCCAUCCCUUGCGCCCGUCCCAAUCCUCCCUUCCUGUUUCUGCCUCACACUCUCCAGCAGUCUCUCCCUCGUCGUCUCUUUCACUGGAUUGUGGAGCAUCAACAGUGGCAAGGAUGGGAGCUGCGGCUGAUGCAAAGAAUCCAGAAACAGCCACGUGUUUACGCAACGGAGAAGCAGCUCGCCCCUUGACAGGAGCAACUGAGCUGGAGAAGCAUGGGGAGGGCACAAUGCAGAAUGCAGAUGGGGAGGAAAGCACCAGAGUGCCGUGCCCGAGGAGUGGUGGAGGGGAGAACGAGGGCGCAGUGGAGUGGAAAGGGGAGAUGCAGAGAGGGGGGGUCACAGCAGCAGUGCAGGCAGAUGUAGGGGAUACAGAGGAGCAGAGAGGGAAGGAGGAUGGAGAUGGGAGGGGAGGAGGGGACAGAGGCGUGGGUGUGGAGGAGGGGCGUGAGGAUGGUGAGUGGGGCAUGCGGAUUGAGAGAGAUGUGAAAGGAGGGGAGCAUACGAGUGGCAAGGUUGAGGGGAGUGAAUGUGUAAGGGCAGUGGCGAGCACAGUGGGUUUGGUGAGUAAGGCAGGAGAGGAAGCAGAGCGGGCGGGGGAGGAAGCAGAGCAGGCAGGGGUGGCAGAAGGGGGAGGGGAGACAGGGAAGGGAGGGGAGACAGGGAAGGGAGGGGAGACAGGGAAGGGAGGGGAGACAGGGAAGGGAGGGGAGACAGGGAAGGGAGGGGAGACAGGGAAGGGAGGGGAGACAGGGAAGGGAGGGGAGACAGGGAAGGGAGGGGAGACAGGGAAGGGAGGGGAGACAGGGAAGGGAGGGGAGACAGAGAGGGCAGUGGAGGAAGGGGGAAGAGAAGAAAGCUGUAAGAAGCGCAGGAGGUGCGAGGCGAGCUGGGAAGCAGCGGGUGGGAGAGAGGAUGCAGGUUCAGACAUGCUAGAGAGCGCGGCCACAGCUGGUGGUGCCACAGCUGGUGCAAUAAGCUGGAGGCGGAGUCGCUCUCAGGCAGCCAUGGGCUCAGAUGCUGCAGGCUCAGGCAAGAAUGGAUCAGCGGAGGAGGGAUCAGCAGGGGAUGGGACAGGCGGAGGGGCGUGCGAGGAGCAGAAGGGUAGAGAGGGCAGUGCGGGCAGUGGGAGGCAUGUGGUGGAUCUGGAUUCCCGAAAUGUGCCACUAUCUGAAGUCAUGCAAGGGACCACUCAGGGGGCGGAGGAGGUAAAGAAGACUGCAAGUGCUUAUAACGAGGCUAAGGACAUAAGAAGUGAAGAGGAUGGGGUUGAAGUGCUUAAAGCGGAAAAUUGUCAACAGCUCACUGAGGAGCAAAAAGGGUUAAGUGACAAGGGAGGACUCAGUGCAGUCAAGGCAAAGGAAGGUGAACGGGAAGGGAAUGUUUCUGCCUUGCAGCCCACAAGCGGUCAGGGUCAUUUUAAGGAACAUAGUGGCAGGAAGGGAGGCGAGAGCAGUGCAGUGGGUGCAUCAGCAGCAAGCACAGAUGAUGCUGCGGAGGAGGGGAGGGGUGACGAGGGGUGCUGGGUGGUUGGUGAGAGCGGGGAUGAGGAGGAGAAAGGAAGCGGGGAGGAGGUGGCAUCAGAGCAGGUGCAAGGGCAGGAGAACCCGAGACAGGGGAGUAAGAGGGAAGCUAGAGAAGGAGCGCUAGCAGAGAGUGAGACAGUUGAGAGCGAAGCAGCAGUAGAGGCGGGUGUGACACAGAAGGCACGCAGAGGGGAUGCUCCUGCUGCGCCUGCGCCUGCUUCUGCUGCUGCAGGUGGGAGUGUUGGUGUCCGGACAAGGUCAAGCAGGGGGGAACCGGCAGGUGAUGAGAGCAGGAGGCGCGGCAGCGAGAGAGAGGCAGGCGUGCCGCUACGGAGGAGUGCGCGGGUGGCAGAUGGCAUGGGCGGGUGGAAACGAGGGUUCUGGGCACUGGACGAUGGGUGGUAUGAGCGGGAGCAGCGCGAGGGGGAGAAGGCGAGGAGGGGGCGUAGCAGGGCCAGGCAGAAGGCAGGAGAUGCGGAGGUGAAAGCAGAGAAGGAGGAGGUGGAAGGUGUUAGAGGGAAGAAGAGGAGGCGAGGGGAGAGGGCGGGGUCUGGUAGUGAAGGGGGGCGCGAGAUGGGUGAGAGGAAGGGUGCAGGGGCGGGUAAGGUCAUUAGGCAUGCACAGGGUAAGGGUGUCGUGGGUAAGGGCGAGGAUACGAGUAGUGAACAUGGCACAGAGGAGAGAGGGUGGGAUGGUGUGGAUGGUGGAGGGAAGAAGAGGGAUUGGGCUGGAUUGGAUUCUGAGAAGAGCAAAAGCACCAGUGGUGGCACGUGCAAGCGACUGAGGGUGGAUGGAGGGUUGACGGGGGAGAGGGAAGGAGAGGGGGAUGACGGGCACAGGGAUUCAGAGUUGCAAGGGAAGGGGAGCAUGCAGGGGAAGGGAGGGGCUGGUGAGGUCCCCCAAUACAAUGAAAGUACGAGUGCAAUGAAGAGGGUGGAAGGGGGUAGGCGGAGUGGGAAGGAAGCUCGGAGUGGGGGGGAAGGCAGGAGUGCCUCUGGCAAGUCCUCUGAUAGCCGGAGGGAAGGCAGGAGUCCUCUGAUAGGAGUGGGGUGCGAUGAUGCAGAGGAGGGAAGGCAAGUGCAGGAGGGGGAGGGGGAGCCGGAGGAGAAAGAAGAAGAGGAGGCAAGGAGGAAUCGAGAUAGCCAAGGGAGUGAAGAUGGUGAGGAGAGGCGGGACGCUAGUGGUGAAGCAGGAGAGGCGAUGGGAGAUGCAGGUGCAGGUGAGGGUGCAGGUGAGGGUGGGCGUGGCCCCCGCGCGUUCCCUCCUGUGUCCCCUUGCGAGCCCAUGUCUCUUCUGCUGUCUGCCGUGUCGGCGUUUGAAGAGAUGGACUUGCAGCAAGCAACGCUGGCCGGCAUUGGCGCGGUAGAUCCUGCUGCUGAGAGAGAGGGGCGGGAGAAGGAGGAAAGGGAGGGGGAGGGGAGAGAUAAUGCGGACAGGGAGGCAGGUGCUUUUGCUGCAAGGGACAGUGGGGGAGAGAAGAAGGAGAAGGAGGUAGGGGGAAGGACGGAGGAGGAGGAGAGGGAGAAGCGUUGGAGGAAGGCUAGGGUUGGGAGGUAUGAUGGGAUGGACGAGCUAAAAGAGAGUGUGGAGGAUAGGGAUGGGCUAGGAGUGGUGGUGAACGGUGAGGAUGGUGAGGAGGACAGCAGUAGAACCAUGCGCAUUCCCACCACUGCUCCUGGUUCCGCUGAUGCUGCCUUUGCUUCUGCUGCUGCUGCAGCUGCCGACGCCGCUGCUGCUGCUGCCACUGCUGCUGCUGCUGCGGCUGUUGCUGCAGAUGCAGCAGCAGUUGCAGCUGCUGCUAGUGGCAGCAUGCGGCAGAGGAAGGCGGGGAGCCAGGGACCUGCAGGCAAGCACAGCCCCCCUGGCAGCAGGGCGGAGGGGAGUGCAGGGAGGCCGGAUGGGCAAAGUGGGCAGUGGAUGAGCGUGGAGGUGCCACAGCUGGAGGAUGGUGAGGAGGAGAGAGAUGAGGGGGAAGAGGCAGCGGCCUGUGGCAGAGGGGAGAGACCAGGAGGCAUAGAGGCAGCGGCAGUGGCAUGUGGAGAAACGAGUGGGGUCGGGGCAGUCACGGCAAAGGGUGAGGCAGGUCUAUCUGGAGGAGUUGGUGCUGCUAGUGCUGCUGCUGCUGCUGAUGCUGCUGGUACUGGCGCUGGUACUGCUGUUACCGCUGGCACUGGUGAUGGCACUGGUGCUGCUGCGUGCAGUGGCAGUGGACAGGCAGUGCAAGCAGAGCAAGAGCCUGUGGUGGUAUGGCUUAUGGGCCGACCUCUAGUCAUGGGCACCCGCCCUUGCUCUCCCUCCCCUGCCUCCUCAACUCCUUGCACCACCACUCCUCCUCAUACUGUUGCUGAUGCUGAUGCGGCUGCUGCUGCUUCUACGUCCACUCCUCCUGCGCCUGGGUCUGUGCUCCCACGCAAAGCUGGCUCUGCUCGUCCUACCCCACCUGCCACUCCAUCGCACGCCACAUCUUGGGCUAACGCCGCUGCCGUUGCUCCCAUCCACACCAGCACCACUGCUGUCAAUACCAGCACACCCAUUGCUGCUCCUGCUGCUGCUAGGACGCCAACCGUUGCUGUUUCGUCCCCCUCUGCUGCGCACAUGGUAUCGCCUCUGAGAGCACCUCCGCCUCUGGCCCUUCGCCAUUUGGCUGGCAGCAUGUCUGGCUGGCUGGGGAUGCGAGGGCAGCAUGUGGCAGCACCAACCACGACAGGAGCAGAAACAGGGGGAGCAGUGGGGGCAACAGGAUGGCGGCAUGAGUGGGCCCAUGCAGGCCCCUCCACAGCACAGCAUGCCUCGCUGCCUCGUUCCUUCCCUCUCUCCCACCCUGCUCCCACUACGCCACCUGCAUCAUCUGCACCUACUGGCACAGCUGGCAACUUCCCAGGGCAGAGCGGGGGAAUGUGUUUGCAGCCGGGAAGUAUGGGUAGCGCCAGUGACCCAUUGCCUCAGCACACCCUAGCCGCACGUGGAAAUAAUGUGACCGCGGCCUUGGGAGCACCAAGGACUGCAGCAGCUGCAGGUGCAGGUGCAUGUGCAGGUGCAGGUGCAGGUGGAGCAGUGCGAGGGGCCAUUUUAGAAGCAGUGCCAGUGGGUGCAGGAGGUGGUUGCACAACAGCAGCAGCCCCCGUGCUAGGAGGCACAGCAGCUGGACCCUCUGCUGUUGCGCUUCCAUAUGGUGGGGAGCAAGGGUGGAGAGACAGCGGCGGCGGAGCAGGAGGAGGAGGAGUAGCAGGGGAGGUGAAAGCGAGGUUUCGACCAGGCGAAGUGGUUGUGCUGGAUGACUCUCCGCCCUGCUCUCCCACCAACGCACAUGCAGCGGACAGGGAAGCAACAGCAGCAGGAGCCACGUACACUAAUACUGUGCCAGCUGCACCCGUUACUGGGCCUCACAUGCCAGCUGCUGCUGCUGCGUUCGCCCCCAGCAAUACCUCUCUCAACCUAACAGCACCGAAUGCCUCCUCCCUACUUGCCCCCCCUCCUGAUCCUAUGCAGCCUCCAUUCAGGCCUCCCCUACUCUCCCAUCCUAACCUCCACCCCGGACUUACCAUUCUCCCUCUUCCUGCCUUCUCCUCUUCUGCAUUUUCCAGCCCGGAUCCUCCCCAGGCUUCUUCUCUCUCGCUUGCAUCGUCUGUUGCGCACCACUCCCCGCAACCUCUCCCUGCCCCGUCCGCACCUUCCCUACCGCCCUCCCUCCCAGCAUCCGCACCUGCAGCUGGGUUCAGAAGAGGCAGGGGCAAGGCGGGACAGGGCCCAUGCCCUACCCCAGAGUACCCGUACCAUCUCCACCGCCAACAAUAG
Messenger RNA from Closterium sp. Naga37s-1, 8151 nucleotides. Lineage: Eukaryota; Viridiplantae; Streptophyta; Zygnematophyceae; Desmidiales; Closteriaceae. The record is from the annotation of a GenBank genome assembly.